Acanthopagrus latus (yellowfin seabream) is the source of this 3180-nucleotide messenger RNA. RefSeq names its product lysophosphatidylcholine acyltransferase 2 (gene lpcat2). Gene Ontology annotation, cellular component: endoplasmic reticulum. Gene Ontology annotation, molecular function: 1-acylglycerophosphocholine O-acyltransferase activity; calcium ion binding. Bases 444 to 2021 code for a protein of 525 amino acids. NCBI's taxonomy places the organism in Eukaryota, Metazoa, Chordata, Actinopteri, Spariformes, Sparidae. The record is from RefSeq and is a predicted model, not a curated record. The transcript has 14 exons.
GCACAGAUUCGCAGGUCUGAACCCUCCAUCAGUUUCCUGGUGCACGCUGCUCCCGAAAUCAGACAUAAAUUGUUCCCUCGCCAGAUUUACUGGAAAUACCUGUGCUGUGGCGACAGUAUCCUGCAGACAGCCGGCUUCACGGCGUAUGCAAAAUGAUGCAAAAGCACCUGCUACGGCUUGCAAACAUCACACUCGGACCCCCUUCAGCAGGAGCAGCGGACCGUGUUGUAGGUGGAGCCUGAGCGCGCAGUCCGGGUCUUUGCUCUCCGCGCCUGCUCGCGUCUGCGCUCGGCCCCCCUCGAUUCUGAUCGUCCGAUUACUUGCGGGCUAAAUGAGAGAGCGGGGUCUCCUGUUGAGGAAGUGACAUGAUCACAUAACGGCGCGUCCGACAAACACACACGCAGAGACACACUGCGGCCCGUCUCGUCGUUCGCCGGACCGCAAUGCCGCCACAGCGAGUGUUCGCCCUGCCGAGGCAGCAGUCCCUGCUCCUGCCGGCCGUCAUCAACCCGUUCGUCCAGGACACCAAGCUCCCCACAGCCGCUGUCAUCAAAUGCGUCCUCCUGGGGAUCUUCCUGGUGCCAGUCCGCGCCAUCCUCCUGUCCCUGGUGCUCAUGGUGACAUGGCCGGUGUCUGUCAUCAUAACCUUCAAGCAUCCUCUGAAAGGAGCCGUAGAGCCAAUGACAGGCUGGAGACGGUUCAUGUGUCGCAGAGUGAUGGCCGCCCUGGGGAGAGCGUACUACUUCUGCAUGGGCUUCAGAGUGGUGGUCAAGGGCAAGCAGGUCGGCAGCGGCGAGGCCCCCAUCCUGGCCGUGGCGCCCCACUCCACCUUCUUUGACGGGAUCGUGUGCAUUGUUGCAGGCCUGCCCUCCACCGUCUCCCGCGUCGAGAACCUGGCUACGCCCAUCUUUGGCAGGUUUGUGCGCUGUCUCCAGCCAGUGUUGGUGUCCAGACAGGAUCCGGACUCCAGGAAGAACACGAUCCAAGAGAUUGACAGCAGAGCCAAGUCAGGCGGCCACUGGCCACAGGUCCUGAUAUUUCCAGAGGGAACGUGCACAAAUCGUUCAUGUCUCAUCACGUUCAAACAAGGUGCCUUCAUCCCAGGGGUCCCUGUGCAGCCCGUGAUCAUGAGAUAUCCCAACAAACUGGACACGGUGACCUGGACUUGGCAGGGCUUCAGCUCGAGGACGCUGCUGCUGCUGACUCUGAGCCAGCUGUACACCACAGUAGAGAUAGAGUUCUUGCCGCCACAUAUCCCCACAGAGGAGGAGAAGAAAACCCCGGCUCUGUUUGCCAGCAGAGUGCGAGCAAGCAUGGCCAAUGCUUUGGGAGUUCCAGUGACAGACCACACGUAUGAGGACUGCCGCCUGAUGAUCUCAGCCGGCGAGCUGACGCUGCCGAUGGAGGCCGGCCUGGUUGAGUUCACCAAAAUUAGCCGCAAACUCAAUCUGAAGUGGGACAAUUUGAGGAAGGAGCUGGAGGGCUUCGCAGCCAUGGCCAGCUCAUGUAAAGGAGGACGCAUCACCAUCCAGGAGUUUGCCAGUUUCCUGAAGCUACCCAUCAACCCAGCCCUCGAGGAGCUGUUUGCACUGUUUGACAGAAACGGAGAUGGCACCAUAGACUUCAGAGAGUACGUCAUCGGUGUGACCAUCCUGUGUCGACCAGCCAACACCGAAGAAGUUCUACGAAUGGCUUUCCAGCUGUUUGAUUCAGAUGAGGAUGAGAGAAUCACCCGAGAGGAGUUCACCGCUCUGCUGCGCUCGGCUCUUGGUGUGUCCGAUCUGAACAUGGCCAAGCUCUUCAAGGAGAUCGAUGCUGACGGCUCUGGUUUCAUCACCUUCAGUGAAUUUCAAGCCUUUGCCACGACCCACCCGGAAUACGCCAAGCUCUUCACCACAUACCUGGAGCUUCAGAGAUAUCAAGCAAUCCAGGAGGCGAUGCCGGGCGAUCUGGAAUUGGCCGGUCCGAGCUGUUCAGGGGAUAAACAGGAAGAAAGCACCUCUGACAAAAAAGACGACUGAGUACCAGGAUGACCGUGAACUCUCUCUUCGAGAGACAGAGCACUGAAACCACUGCACUGAGAAGGAAAAACAACAAAAAAAAGUGUCAUCUGCCCUCCAACGACUUUUUUUUUAAGCAAAUUCCAGUCAUUUGCCACAGCAGAGCCAUAUUGUAGGUUAUGUGCUUGCCUUUUUUAUAGAUGGUUUUAAGAGUGCUUCUAUUUUCAAUUUUAGUGCCUUAUAGAGAUUUUGAAGAACCACUUCCCCCCCAAAGCCACUGCACAAGAAACAUCUUCCUCUAUUCCUAAAGGUGUGUGUGCACGCAGGUGUGUGUGUGUGCAUGUGUGCAAAAACAAAUGAAAAGCUGGUCAAAGGAUGAAAAAUAUGUUCAAAACUGACCAGAAAAUGUUGUAAUUGUCUAACCCCUGCAAUCUCUAGAGUUCUAAUGUUUGUGUUUUAUGACGUACCUUUUCCAGAUUGUAAACUGCCUCUCGACAUGGAUACAUACUCCUCUGUAUAGCCUGAGUUUACCCUUGCUUGGACUUAGAUGAACGCAGCUUUGUGAACUCCCAACUCCCCCCUUUUGUCUUUGUGGUCCUUUGUAAAUGAGUGAAAAAAAAAAAAAAAAUUGCCAAACCAACACCUUUUUUAAACAUAAGCAAAGAGUCCUCGUGCUUCUGUGUUGCAGUAUAAUUAGUGUACAGUAAGCUUUAUUAAGAUCCUUCCAAUCUGGCAACCCCGCAGAUGUUCUGUAUUAAAGCAAUGUCUACCAAGAGCAUACAUGCUGUGCAUCACACUUUUUUUUUUUCCAGCGCUCAGGGACACAGACCUUGUAAGACGGCUGUAUAAUUAGCCAGAGGUUUGCUUUGCAUGUGUAUCCAUUUGCAUUUCUACUGAAGAUUGUUGUUGCUGAGACAGCAGCGUGUUCACGCAGCUUUAAGUUGACUAAAGCACAUCAACCACUGAAAAUAGGGCAAUUUGUGAGCAAAAAGGACAACAGUGCUUCUUCACAACAGCAUAUUCCAGCGGGGUAUGCUUACUGAUUAACUAGCAGCACUGUUAUUUAUUUAGCAAGGUGCAUUGCAAUUAUGUGAUUUCUUUCUUUUUUUUUUCUGUUGUUGUUGUUGUUGUUACCACUGCAGCGUUUGCUUUUUAAAAUAAAACAAGAACACGAUUGUAA